UUCUCCGCACGAAUACCGAGAGAAACCGAACGGGUGUUCUUCGUGUUCUUCAUAAUCAAACAAGGAUUUGAAGGCGUUAUUGGAAUCCUAUGGAGGCGUAUAAAUAGUCAAAACGAAGCUCUUGAUGAGUAGAAUCUAGUAUAAUCAUCCGUUUAUAUGCAGAUUGAACAGGAUUUGGACGAGACGUAUACGAUUGAAGACAUUCAGAAGGUCAAACGAUGUUGCAAAGCGAAUAAGGAACGAGUCGAGAAAGCGAAGCUGUACUACGAAUAGGAUAUAUCCAGAGAUGGUCUGGAGGUUAUGAUAUGCAUAGAUUGUGAGUUGGAAAGAUGAAAUUAAGCUAUGUGUGUGGAAGCAGAUUUAAGGCAAGUUUUCCUAAAUCCUUCCUCAUAUAUAUAUUGCAUGCUCUGAUUAUUCUGUCAAGAUUAUGAUAUUGUUUAUACUGAAACCCUUCUCAAAUAAACCCUUACUUCUGAGAAUGAAACCCAUGCUUGUUUUCUUCUUCCAAAUUUUGAAAAGCCAAACACCUAAUUACUCUCAAUUUCUAUUACAAGUAUUCUGAUCCAUUCCUUCCAACCCUCAAGAUUUUAACAAUGUCAGCUUUACAAAUUAAUUCGAAGUUCAGAUUGUCAUUGAAGCAUGUGUUGCUCAGUGAUAGUUAGAACUUAGAAUGAAUUGAGAUCUUCUUGAUUAUUCAAUCCACCAUUGUCAUGCUAGUUAACUUAGCCGAUGAUGGAGGAUACUGAAUAGUUAAGGAUUUCUUGAAUUUUGAUUUAUAAAAGGAUGAUUCUUAAAAGUUGGUUUGGAAUAUUUCUGUUGUGGAUAAUGAUUAUGAUUCUGUUCUGUUGAUUGAUUUGUCUAUUGAUUUAAAUUGUUAGAAUUGGAUUAGUUUUUAUAAAAUAUGUGGACCAGAUUCGUGGUCAAUUAUAGGCCAAUGUGUGCCUUGGAUCCAGUAUAGAGAACAGGGCUGUGUGCCAUGUUCGGGGUUAGUGCGUGACUGAUCAGCAGCCUAACCUUUGGUUUUUAAGUAAAAAUGUGAUGAAUCCAAUUCGACAAUUCUUCUAUAAGUUUGAAUUCUGAUUUCAAUUGCUGAUAAGAAUUGUGAAGUUUUCAAUUACAUAUCUUGAUCUUGUGAACCCUGAUAAGAUAUUCAGGACUAUUAUUGCUUAUAUACACUUGCUGAGCAUUGUUGCUCACCCUUGCUAUUCCUUUUUAACCAUUUCAGAAAAGCUUAAAGAUGAACUGCAUGAUUGAGAUUGCGAGUAUGGCUAAGGCUAGGCGAGAAGUCAGAGUAUAGAGUAUACAGAGGACAAGUGGAAAUGUUCAGGGAGAUUGUCAAGGUUGGUUCUAGAUAAAAUUGUUGAGAUUGAGUUGUAAUCAUAAUUUAAAUAGAUUGGCAGUGAUUCUUCUCAUCGAAGAUGAUCUGAGGUUGUAAGACAUUAUUUAUUUAUAGUGGUUGAUUCUAAUUUCAAUACUGUGACCUGGAUGCGAUCCUGUUUUUAGGGGGUUAAAGUGUUUUCUUUUAAAUCUUUUAUUAAGGUCUUCAAGUUUUAAAUCCUUUGAUUUUAUUAUCUUUUCAAAGAAAUACAGGUUUUCAAAAGUGUUUUAAAAUGGCUUUGUCUGGUGACGUCAGAAUCCAGACCCCUGGAUUCUCGGGCUGUCACAAAAACUGAACCAUAUUAAUUAUAUAACGACUUAAGACAUUGUUAUAUUAAUUAAUUAUAAUCUGAUUAACAAGUUAUAUUCUAAUCAGAUUUACCUCCGCGAUUAUUUGGUAUCGAUUGUAUUCAACCCCCCCUUCUACAAUCGUAUCUGGACCUAACAAUUGGCAUUAGAGCAGUUAAUACAAAUAUACCGUAUCAGAUCCUAUCCACACUCUGUAACAUCCAAAUAUUUUUUAUUCGAAUUAAUUUUAUUCCAAAACUUAAUUCUGAUUUAAAAUAUUUUUCUUUCAAAAAUCCAAAUCUCAUCCAAACACUAUUCAGCAAGGAACAUUUUGGCCUAUGGAAGAGGCAUAUGUUAUUAUUCCUCCGAAUUGUGAACAGAAAAUUUAUUGGAAUAUUAAACAAGGGUGUUACUACUCCGAUGAAACUCAUACUUGCACACGAAGAGGAUGGUGUGCUGAUACCUCAUAAGACUGUUCCGAAAGAACUUUCUGAAUACACAGAUGAAGAGAGUUAACAAAUGAACUUAGAUGACGCUCUUCAACUGAUUUUGGUUGAAUCUCUAGCUCCAGUCAUGUACAAUGUUGUUGUAAAUUGUACGAACGCAAAGCAAAUCUGGGAUACACUAGAGAUUAUAAACAAAGGCUCAGAAAAAGUCAGAGAAAACAAGAAAGAGAUACUGAUGGCUCAGUAUGAACAGUUUGGUUCCAAUCCCGGUGAAGGGAUUUCAGAAGUGUUUAUCAGACUUAAUAACCCGAUUAAUAAUUUAAAUCUGAAUGGGAAAUACUACGACAAGAAAGAGGUUAAUACGAAGUUUCUCUUAACACUUCCUGAACAUCUGGAACACAGAAUCACUGCUAUCAGGGAAAGUAGAGAUCUAAAUGAAAUAUCUGUAGAAAAACCAUACGGAGUUCUGAAGACUUAUGAACUGGAACAAGUUCAGACUAAGCAGAGAUAUGGCUGGGGUAAAACACUGAGUAACUCGAGAGCUCUAGUUGUUGAAUCACCUACACCGGAAGAAAACAAAGAUGUUGUUGCUCCUUCUAAAACCACUCAGGAAUUUGUUGUACCUGAGAUGGGUCAGACUGCUUCUUUUAGUGGUGAUGAAGAGUUCUACACAAUGGAAGAGCUAGAACAGUUAGAAGAUCAAUCUCUGUCACUGUUUGCCAAGAAGUUUGGAAACAUGAGAUUCCGGAAGCACCCUUCUUACAAAUACAAACAUACCGCUAGCAAGUUUCAAAAGGGAGGUUAUUCAUCUUCUACAAGCAAAGGAGGAUACAAGACUCGGAUGGUGGACAGAAGCAAGUUUAAAUGUUUCAACUAUGCUGAACCAGGACACUUUGCAACUGAAUGCAAACAGCCCAUGGUUCAGGGAAAGAGAAAAGAUUCCUACGACGAGCUGAAGCAGAAGUAUGAUGCCUUAAUGAGAAAGCAUCAGGGUACUUCUGGAGGUCAAAGCUUCAAGAGCAAAUCAUAUCUAUUAGAAGGGAAAAGCUGGGAUGAUACAGAUAGUGAUGAAGAGGAGCAGCUUGGGAAUGUUGCUUUCAUGGCCAAUGCCGGAUCAUCUUCACCUCCUCCUGCUGGAAGCUUUCAGGUAGAUCCUUCAUGCCCCAAACCUUUUAUGCAAUUAGGACUAGAAAGAGAUGAUGCUAUAAGAAAGUUGAAGGCUUCCAAUCUUAAGAAUAAUGCUUUAGUCUUAGAUAUUCAUGCUUAUAAAAUGAAUGAGAUGAAAGUAUUAAAGCCUAAAAUUGAACAACUGACUAUGGAUUUAGAAUUACAAUUUGCUAAAGUCAGAUUUCUAGAGAAGAAGCUGCAAGAAACAGAGAUCUUCCGCUGCUGCGAUCUGUUUUCAAGGGUGCUGCACUGUUUUGGCCGUAUUUUUUGCAUGCGAUGUCCGAUUUGGGCGAACGAGCACUUUUCAGAGACGGAAGAACGAGGCGGACCAAAUGUGAUGUUUUCGAGGCUGUUUUUUGGAAGUUUUCCAGGCAUUCUGAGGUCGUUUAGGCCUCCAAACGGGCUCUCGAAGUUUUCUGGAAUCUUUCGAAGGAUGAAUUCGAAGCUGUAUUUCCAGGGGCCAUAA
Messenger RNA from Daucus carota subsp. sativus, 3744 nucleotides. RefSeq lists its product as uncharacterized. Gene Ontology annotation, molecular function: zinc ion binding; nucleic acid binding. Bases 2185 to 3744 code for a protein of 519 amino acids. Lineage: Eukaryota; Viridiplantae; Streptophyta; Magnoliopsida; Apiales; Apiaceae. The record is from RefSeq and is a predicted model, not a curated record. The transcript has 3 exons.